UGCUGGAGAGGUGAGCACCACUCUGGCGCUCAUCCACUCAUCGCGGCUGCCGCCUCGGCUCGUCUCCGAAAGAAGUGCGGACACUGCUCGAGACAGUCACCCAUUGCAUGCAAAACAAUUUAUAUAUACCGGUGCCUCCUGGGUCUGUGCCUCCCCUACCCGACACCUACAGCUGCUUCGUUUUCACCCGCUCUUGCAGGGGCUUUUUACGCGCCGUUGGAUGGUUCGGCUCCCCUCGUCUGUGGCGCUGUACCACCUGCACCGUGUCAGACCGGCGCUCCUGCUUUAAGGCUGCUGCAUCGCUCUACAUUCCUGAGGACUGGACCUCACUUCAUCCGAAAGGUGCAGCAGGAUGCAGGGAGCACUGCCUGUGUGUGGACUGCAGCCCCUGCUGGCCCUCCUUCUGCUUCAAACUGCAGGCUGCGGCAUAACCAACGCCGACACUGUGGUGAAUAUGCGGAAGGUGACCCAUCAGACCAUUAGCGAGGAGCUGUCCAAAACCGUUCUCCUCCCCUGCCUCUUCACCCUCCGCCCCAGUGCCAGCUCAUCUCAUGAGCCCCCCAGGAUCAAGUGGACCAAGGUUUGGGGCCAGAGAGGCUCUGAUGGCCUGCAGAAGGAACAGUCGGUCCUGGUGGCCAAAGACAACGUGGUCAAGGUGAAGAAGGCUUUCCAGGGUCGUGUCAUGCUGCCUGGUUACAGUGAGAACCGCUACAACGCCAGUCUUGCUCUGUCAGGGCUACGGUCCAGCGACUCUGGUCUGUACCGCUGUGAGGUCGUGGUGGGCAUCAGUGACGAGCAGGACACAGUUCCCCUGGAGGUCACAGGUGUGGUAUUUCACUACCGAGCCCCUCAUGACCGAUACGCCCUGUCCUUCGCUGACGCCAAGAGAGUGUGUGUGGAGAACUCAGCAGUCAUCGCAUCGCCCGGCCAGCUGCAGGCGACCUUCGCUGAUGGAUAUGACAACUGUGAUGCCGGCUGGCUGUCUGACCAGACUGUACGGUAUCCCAUCCAGUCACCUCGGCCCGGUUGCUAUGGCGAUCGCGAGGACUCACCUGGAGUCCGUAACUACGGCGAUAGGUCCCCUGAUGAGCUGUUUGAUGUCUACUGCUUCGCUAAGCAGCUUCAAGGUGAAGUGUUCCACUCCACACUGCCAGAUAAGUUGAGCCUGGCCACAGCCUCCACCCACUGCCACUCCCUUGGAGCCCAGCUAGCCACUGUCGGACAGCUCUACCUCGCCUGGCAGGCCGGCCUGGACCAGUGUGACCCCGGCUGGCUUGCAGACGGCAGCGCCCGCUACCCUAUCAACGUCCCGCGGAAGAACUGCGGCGGAGACGAGCCCGGGGUGCGGACUGUCUACAACAACCCCAACCGCACUGGCUUCCCCGACACCACGGCCCUGUACGACGCCUUCUGCUACCGAGCCCACCAGCCAGCAGGGGUCCAGGCUGCAGAGGCACAGGCUUUGUACCAGGCCCCAAACCCAGCAGCAGAGGCCAUCCCUUCUGUCACCGAAGCCCAGCGUAGUAGUGCCCCUUUUCCCAAAACUUCCACCUGGACCGGAUUGGUUGACUUGGAGAACGCAGGAGUCCACUCUAUUGCUGGGAUCAACAGCUCUGCUGAGAUCUCCGAAGAGCAUGUCGUCAUCCACUUAAGGCCAGAGGAGGGCUGGGGUGAAAAACAGGAUGGACCCAUAACCAGCCAACCCAGCCUGGAGGAGUCUGACGCCCCAAAGAGUAGCAACGCCAUGGGCCUUUCUGACCUCGAGACCCUGGAGAGCCAUGGAGGCUCUGCUCACGAAGAACAAGACGCCAGCUAUUUUGGAUCAUCUGACAUCCCAACACCAUCCUCCAUGACUUCCUCCACUCCUCAGCCUCAGACUAGUAACAGUGUGUUGGCUGAGUUUGUUCACACUCUGAUGAAGCCCUUCAGGUACUGGAGAGGAGGAGAGGAGGUAGGGGAGACAGAAAAGAGGCUUUCAGAGCUCGAGGAAAAAGCAGGAGAGAACCAGACGCAGGGAGAGGCAUCCAGCAGAAAUCUGAGUGUACCAAAACCAAGUGGAAACAAGGGAAGCAUGGACAAUGCCAUUAUGGAGCACAGGAGUGGUAGUUUCUCCUUCAGGACUCCUAGCAGUGGACUACAGAAUCCACAGGAAGGGCUGUCUGAGCAGGAGAAAGAGGUGAUGCCGCUGGUUCGAUUAGUGCCUGCAGUCAAAAGCACAAGGCAAAACGAUACCACGACUCCGCCGGGAGAACAAGCCUCCAGCACUACUGCAGCAAACCCAAACCCUCCAUCCAGCAGUAACGAAUUCACUGCAUCAGGACCCAAAGAGAGAUCACCACCCAGUGAACAUGUCAACAUAUCUGGCCCUCAGGGUCCCAGAGGAGGCCCGGCCUCUCCUCCCGCCCCCAGCAGCCACUUUCGAUGGGCCAUCAAAUCCAUGCGUGGCUCCAAACUCGGCCCCCCUGGAAAUGUGGCCUAUGUGGGCAAACGUCCCACGUGGGAGCCUAUGGAGGCCAAAGCAGGGCCACUUGAAGUGAUGACCCUGCCCACUUCCCUUCGCCAGGACAACCCAGAAAACUAUUCAGGCCAGGGAAAGGACCAGGACGGAGAGGAUCCGAGCACUCCAUCAGCUGCCAGAACUGCAUCAGGAGAGGAGAAGGAGAUUGAGGGGAGCAGUGAAGGGAGCAACUUUCCUGGUGGGUUUGGAUUGACAGGCAACAACAUGGACAGCGGUGGUGUCAAACUGAGUUCUGAAAAAAAGUCCUCACUCAGCCAAGGCCAGACUGAGGUUGUGACUGUGGCAGAGCACACCACUCUGUCCCAGUGGCAGCCGGUGCAGCAGCCCACCACCCCACCUCAGGGCCCCCAGGAGUCUGACACAGCAGAGGAGGCCAGGGGGGAGAUCCUCUACAUCCGCCGACCCACUGAUACCAUCUCCUCUGCUUCUUCAUGGAAGGGAGAAAGUAGUUCAAAUUCAGGUUUCACUCCUCUUUUUAGGAAGAACAGCAAAAACAAUAGCAGAAAGGAGGUGGUGACUUCCACGCCUGAAGCCCUAAUGGAGGUGCUGACAACCACUGAGGUGACCACAGUGGAGCUUCUGACUACUAGUGACACGCAGAGGACGGAUCCUAUCACCAGAGCAAUCACCACAGAAAAUUCCUCAGAGAGCGCCACCUUAGGGGAGUCGUCUAUUUCCAUUUCUUGGGUUCGGGAAGAGACGGAGAAAACAACCCCCAACCCACAGGACCGUCUCUCAGCUACUCUAGCACCCGGAUCUCAAACGACUACUGGUGUCAUUCAGUUGACCACCUUCGCGUCAGACUCCAACGUUGGCGCCACACAAAUGGAAUCCAGGUCGGCAGUGUCUGAGUCCUUCAUUGUUGGGAGUCGGUGGACACCUUUCAAAGGCAUGAGCCCAAAGUCGGAGGAACACAAAGCUCCGGUGUCGACAGGCAACAAAGACAAAGACACAAACAACCCUUUCGGCAUCCUUGUACCCAACUGGGCCUUUGGGCUAAUCCCAUCAGUGGAGAACAACCCAUGCCAGACCAACCCCUGUCUCCACGGAGGGAGCUGCCUGCAGGAAGGUGAUGGCUAUAGUUGCUACUGUCCUCAGGGCUUCUCAGGAGAGAGCUGCGAGAUCGACAUUGAUGACUGCCAGUCUAAUCCAUGCCAGAAUGGAGGAACGUGCAUCGAUGAGAUCAACUCCUUUGUGUGUCUUUGUCUGCCCAGCUACGGGGGAGCUACUUGUGAGAAAGACACUGAAGGCUGCGAGCACACAUGGAGGAAGUUCCACGGCCACUGCUACAGGUACUUCACCCGGAGACACACCUGGGAGGACGCCGAGAAAGACUGCAGGGAGCACAGCGGCCACCUGGCCAGUAUCCACAGUCUGGCCGAGCAGAACUUCAUCAGAGGUCUCAGCCAUGACAACACCUGGAUUGGGUUAAACGAUCGUACAGUGGAGGACGACUUUCAGUGGACCGACAAGAUGGACCUGCAAUAUGAGAACUGGCGUGAAAACCAGCCCGACAACUUCUUUGCUGGAGGAGAAGACUGCGUGGUGAUGAUUGCUCAUGAGAAUGGCAAAUGGAACGACGUGCCCUGCAACUACAAUCUGCCUUAUGUCUGCAAGAAGGGAACAGUACUUUGCGGAGCCCCACCCACUGUGGAGAAUGCCUUCCUGAUUGGCCGGAAGCGCUCCCACUAUGAUAUCCACUCUGUAGCGCGCUACCAGUGUGCCGAAGGCUUCCUGCAGCGCCACGUGCCCACUGCUAAGUGUCGUGCCAACGGCAAGUGGGACCGGCCUAAAAUCAUCUGCAUAAAAUCCCGACGAGCCCACCGCUACCGGCGCCACCACCACAAGGGCAGGAGGGAGCGCAGGAAGCACAAGAGGCACGGCCACAGAGAGGGAGGCCACCACGGAGGAGAGCUGGGCCACAACCGCGCCCACGUCUGAACCAAAAAAAAAAAACCACCCACCCCCUUUCCUUUUUCUCCUCUGCUGCCAGCUGCGGUUUGCCUGUCUCCCUGUCGUCCCUUCCUCUCCUCGCCCCAUUUCCCCAAACACUCUUUCACACCUUCCAGCUCAAAACUCUCAGCCCAAGCCCCCCCUCCCCUCCCUGCACUGCACUGCCCUGCCCUUUGCUCCACCCCUGGCUCUCCGAGUCAGCCUGUAUCAUAGUCAACUCUGAGGCCUGCCAAAGUGCUGCCAGGCGUCACCGGGACAACAACAAAUCCCUUUGUACUCUUUUUACUUUCCUCUCUCUGUUUUCCUUUCUUGUCUGUCUCUCACCGACCCUCUAACUCGACCCAGUUACUCCCCUCCGAGCUCAACGAUGACCUGAAACAUGGGGCUACGCUGACCUGUUUUUGAAAAAAAAAAAAAAAAAUUACCUUUGAGAUCCACACCGAACAUUCUUCGGGGAGAAGUGGUUUAGUACAAACUAUAAAUAGGAACGACAUCACUGAAAAUGCCGUAACAAAAUCAGACGAGUCAAGGAAGACAUCCGUGUUGUUGACUUUGAGCCUUUUGUCUGUUGAACACACAUUAUUUUCUACAAGUGUUAAUUUCUUGACUCCGCUGCUUUUGGUUUUGCUCUUUGUAAGACAUUGUACUUGACUUAAAGCGAGUUAUUCUGAAACAGAUUUAAGUGAUUUUCUUUGAAUCAGAGGCAGUUGUAAUUGAAUUAUUUGAUUGUUAGCGUUGUAUUUUCUUGUCAGUGUGAGACAGUUACUUUAGAUCAGAUGCUAAAAACCCCCAGAGGAAAAUGGAAAAACGCAUCUCAAUUCAGUUUCAUCACAUCUUAUUCCACAUCAGUCAUUUCUCUGAAGUGUCGGAACAAUCUCAGCCCACUCUUGUUGUGUCAGACAUCCAUCCCUGUCAUUCUCAAGGGUUAAUCACAAUCUUUGAUGUCAGUUUGUCUCAGCUCAGCUCAGCAAUCCCACGAUCUGUUUUGCCUUUUCUCAUAAUUUGCGUCGCUGUGAGAAUGGGUGUGCUGUGAAUUAAUGAAGGUGAUGCAGCAGGGCCAAGUUCUUCUCACUCAUCAGCAGAGUUUUGCAUCUUUGGUUUGAUGAGGAGAAAUUACGCUGUCACCCAGGCGUGAGAGAUACAGAGAGAGACGGAGCAGGUUAAGCACAAGAUAUGACAAGUUCAUGCGCAGCGUUUGGGUACACAAAAAACACAUAUGUCUUUUUUUAUUUUAUUUAAUAUUUCACUUUCAGCUUUUUAAAACUUUCUUAAAGUUGGUUCUGCGUUGGUGGUGAGAUAAUGCGUUCCCAAUCUGUCUCUGUCAACAGUCAUUUAUCUUCACCAUGAAGUCAGUCUGUCAGAAACCAAGAAGUUCUGUUUGUUUAAAUUGGGGCUGUCAAAGAUUACAUUUUUUUAAUCACGUCUAAUCGCUGGAUUUCAUUACUUAAUCGCAAUUAAUCACACUUUUUUAAUCACAGGUUUAAUAAAAUUCCAUAAUUUUGCAUGUCAAAACAGUUUUGAGGUCCAUAUUAAGAAGGUGAGGCAAUUCUUACCACAGUGUUUCGGUUGGGAAUCAAAUGAAUGCAAAGAAAUUUACUUUAUGAGCCUAACUUUAAAAUGUGUUUCUUUCAAAUCAGUGCUGCACUGCACCAACAAUGAAAGAGACAAAAUAUGCAGCAUACAGUUAACCCUCUGAGAUCCACAUACUGUAGACCCAUUUUUGCGUUUUUUUGGCAGGGGGCAAGGGAGCUUUUUGGGGGGAGAUAGCAGGUCAGCAGUAUAUGCUACACAGUAGUGAUAUAUAUCACCUGAAAGCUGCAAACCUGAAGAGCAAUUUGAGAUGCAGCUCAGCACUGUGUGUCAAGUUUUUCUACUCAUAAAUUUGUAAUAAACACUGCAAAAAAAGUGCAUAGUUUGUGCCCAAAACUGUGUGGGACUGGCAUAAAGUGGACAUGUCUAUAAACAGGAGACUUGUGGGACCCACAGAGUUGAUUGUCAUUCAGAUACCUUGAGGUGGGAGGUCAAGGAACCUCUGUGAAAACGGCCAUGCUGUUUUUCCCUCACCAAAAUUUGCCUAACUUUGGAGCGUUAUUUAGCCCCCUUCCUUAGAAGUUAGCUUGGUGCCACUGGAUUCCUAUGAUACCUGUAUAAGCCCCAGUAUCAGGCGUCUAUAGCUUCAGCACGCGAUUAACAGGAUUUUAAGAAAUUAAUACCUUAUGUUUGGACCUCCUAAUCAAAUCGCGAUAAUGUAUUUGCAAUGACCACAAUCUUUCCUUCCUCUUUGUCUUCAUCGCACCGAUCGGGGCAGCAGGUCAGAAAACAUCCAAAUUGGUCAUUUGAGAUUGCACUGACAGAUUACACCAAAUGGUCGAUUACUUUUCACUCUCACUGAUUUUAAGACUCAAAGCUACAGUAGGUAACUUUUUUAAAAAAAAUAACUUUGUGCCAUAUUUGCUGAAACUGUCGAUACAUCCUGUCGGUAGUGCAUGACACAGGUAAUCUGUGAAAAAAUCACUUCUAGUGCUCCUAAUGGCAUUUGCAAGAAUACUCUGCACCUGAAUGAAAACAACCAAUCAAAGCCAGGAGGAGUCUGUAACGCAGUGUCAGUCAAUGCUCAUGCACACACUGUGCUGCCAACAACAGCGUCCACAGCAAAUACAAGGAAAUAGAAGACGAGCAAUGACCUUCUUCUGUGAAAGUGAAAGCAAGCUUUUUGUCACAGGUCCUCCUUUGUGUACUUGUCCGCUGUUGUUGGCAAAGGAGGGAUGGGGCAGUUUCUUUAAUGCUGGUGGUUGUUUCUGAGGCAUUGUGUUAGCAAAGCUCCUCCAAAAGCCGACUGCAGAUAUAAAGCUUAAAUGAGUGAGAGCAUGCGUGGGGAGGAGGAGGCUGGCGCAGCGUGUGCACGAGCACUGAUUAACACUGAGUUGGAGACUCCUGCUAACUCUGAAUGUUUGAGUGUUCAGGUGCAGUGGAUUCUUGCAAAAGUUAUUUUUUUAUUUAUAUAAAAGCUACCCACUGAACCUUUUAACCUGCAGUCAAGAACUUUUGUCCUUCUUCUACACUCGUGUCCUGGCUUGGUUUGGCUUGGUUUGAAUUGGCCUGUCAUCCUAGUGCAGCAGGGAUUCGCUUCUCCCUUACAGCAGGGCAGGUAAAAGUUUACCUGAUGUAGAUGAACUGUUUGCAGAGGUGCAGUAAGAGCCUGUUUAGAGCUCUUCAUCAACAUCUUUCUGUGACAGUUUCUGCUUAUACUCUUCCUCCUUGCGCUAGUAGCUUUGUUUUUAUGAAAGAAAAACCGCUAAGAAAUGACUAAUCCUGUGAUAAAAAAAAUUAAUUUCCUUUAGAUUCUUCACAAUAAAAGUCCCCUGUUAUUCUGGUAUGUAGACGCUUUUAUUGUGAAGCAGCAACCACAGAGAUUCAGUUGUAAGUUACGAAAGUAUUGAGAGCUGAACUCACAGAGACUUCUAAAAACAUCUGUCUCUUUGGUGUCCAACACAGACAGAUGUGAGUUGAGUCUCACACACGGGGGUUGUCAGUUUGGCUGCUGUGGGCAAGACGUUACCGCUCCUCGCUUGUAGACAGUCAGGCACGCAGUCGGCCCCGCUCUGGAGAAGGAGCAGGAAGGUCCAGCUCCAGUGCAGCUCGGCGUGGUAUGGCAUGUUAAAACUGACAAAGGAAAAGCAAAUCAGUGCCACGUGGUUUGACUCAGUGCGUCCAAAAGUUAACACAGCAGAUAUUGAGCAACAUUAGCAUUCACUGAGUGUCGUGUGUCGGACACCUAACAAAUGUAAGACAGAUGAAAGAGGCUAAAACACAGCAUCAAGCUGAGAGAACUACAGAGUUGUGUUCUCAGUGGGCUUGUCUCUACAAGCAUCGCCUACAAAUUGUUAUCUGAUCGAUUGUUAAUCUAACAAAAUCUACAGCUCUCUGCGGAUAACACCAGCCCUCCAAACCAGGAUGAGUUGGGGAACAGGCAUGAGGACUAAAGCCUAAUUCUGAUGACUGUUGGAUCAUGAAUCAAAGCUGUGUGCACAGGGUGUGAUGAUGAAUAUCCUGCGAGGCAGAAGACACAGAGAUGCUGAGAACUCUCUCAUCUCAGUGUGCGUGUGUGUUUGUGUGUUGAUGAUUGAGGAUGUUGACAGUGGCUGCGGUCCCAGAGGAUGAUGAUAGAGAGGGUCAGCAGAGAUUAAGGCUUCCCAUUUCUGGGGCAGUCUCGAGUCUCAGAGCCGCUCACACCUGUGCUCGCUUCUGCCGCGUGUCCUGCUUUAAAGAGAGGAUUGAGACGGAUAGAACAAGCGCUUUGCUCUCUUUCCUCCCCUUUUACUGCCGGGUUAAAUUGGUGUUGUUUAAAGCCAGCACUUGAGGUUGGAGCUUCUGGGAUUAUGUCCCAAACACUGACUCCAGCACUUUUAUCCUUUAUGUUUCUCCCUCUUGUUCUUCCCUUUUCCCUUCACCGCCUUUCACUUUAGUGCUUUUCAUUUAUCUUCCUCACUCCACAUUCUUUUCACUGUCACUGUCUAUUUACAAUAGAAAAGUGGUGGAGGACCUAAAUUCAGUUUAACCAGCUCUUUAUUGGCGAAAGAGGACCGUCGGUGUCUUCAGCCGCCUGUCACGUAUCUUGUAAAAAGAACACUAAAGCAGGAUCAGGUUAUAUAAAGUCACAGGAGGUAAGAAAAUCCAUCCUGUGCACAUUAAUUCUCUGCCUUUGUUUGUCUCCUCUCACCUUGGCAAUGACAACACUCUUCCGCACGGCGAAGACAAGUGAACCUACACCUUUGUAUCAGUUUAAUUAAUCUACUGCAUGCCUAAUUAACAAGUUGCAUUAUCUGCAGAACGGCGGAGCUGUGAUGACAAGGGAGGGGUUAGGUUGACGGACAGCCAGUGGAGGGUUUAGGGUGACGGGCAGGAGACCCAGAGAACUGUCACAGCCGUCAAACCCCUGUCGUUUCUUCGACGUCAGGCUGCAACACGGCUUUUUUUUUUCUGUCUGUCCGGGAAAAUGGAUUGAGCACGGGUGGUUGAAUGAAAGGGCAGACAGAAGCCCCUCGCACUGUAAUUCAGAUCAGAGUUGAUGCCCAGUGACAGUGUAAUUACAGCUGUGUAAAGGCUCAGCUGUGUGACAGGAGUUAAAAACUUUUGAAGAAGUGAUGAAGUGAGCAACUGAAUUUUUGGGUGCGCAGAGCAGAGAGCACGAGGAGACAGGAUUGGACAAAAUUAGAUGAAUUAAGACGAGUUAAAAUGCAUACUAAUGCUUCAGUUUGUGUUGAGGUUUAAAAAAGUAAUCUGAUGUUUAAUCCCCUGUUCUGUGUUUCCUUAUCCCCUUUUCCACACCUCUGCAGAGAUUUUUAGGCCUAUCACAAAAACACCAUAGAUCCAUAUUAAACUUAUUUUCUUUGUCAGUUUGAAUUAAAUAUCAAAGGUAAACCGCAGCGAACAGGUCGAGAGAAACCCACUGUGUCGCACACCAGCACCAUCAUCCAACUUCUGGGAGGGGAUUACCACAGUCGGGCCCAUCUCAGCCACUUGCCCGUUAACAUUACUCUCCUGAUAGCCACAGACAGACAGUCAUUAAGAGAAGUCAUUAAGGAAACACAGCCUCAGAAAAAUACUUCGGAACACAGCCUCUGAUUGGUACGACAAAGGCAUCACUGAGCUUAGAGAGAAGCUGCUGGUCCUGUUUGCCCUGGAUCCUCCAUCAGCUCCAUCUUCACUAUCACACCCAUAAGAUACAAGAGAGAAAGUAAUUCCAGAGAUAUUUAAUGUAACGUUAAAGGCAGGAAUUAUACCUGUGCAUCAGCAUUUAUACUUGUAUGGUGGUGUGUCUGUGUCACUCUGCAGUUACAUCUCCUAAACAUUAGUUGGCGGCUGGGUUUCUGUGAAGUGCUGUAAAGUUUAGUUGAUUCAAACACACAUUAAACAUGGCUUAAUAGAGACAAUUUCAAACACAAGUUCCCCACAAAUACAACAUGCUAACGUUUUUAGCACAAGCCUAUGGCAUUUUACAUUGUAUAAAUUAGCCUAGUGGCUAGCAGACUUUUCCUCUACUCAUAUGAAGCCAGGGACAACAGCAACAUUUAACAAAGGUAACGUUACAAAAUUCAGCUCCAUUACAGCUCACAAGGUUCACUGACAAAACAACUGUCUUAUACUAAACAUGUUUUCCAAAGAAAUAUAACGUGCUAACGUUAUUAGCACAAGCCUAUGGCAUUUUACAUUGUAUAAAUUAGCCAAGGGAUUUCCUCUACUUAUAUGAAGUAAGGAUAAAUCAUGUACAAGACUUAACAUGCUAUUUUGUGGAGGCUUUAUUGUCUUCACUGUUUAUUGUUUCUCAUCAGUGAUAAAGUAAAUAAAAGCUUCGUUUUCACUGUUCCAUGGUUUUUAGCUUACAAAAAUAAACAGGAGGUCUGCGUCACUGUGAGGUGUACUUACAU
This is a messenger RNA of Epinephelus fuscoguttatus (brown-marbled grouper), 10899 nucleotides long. It is a transcript of the gene ncanb, whose product is annotated as neurocan b. Gene Ontology annotation, molecular function: hyaluronic acid binding; calcium ion binding. Gene Ontology annotation, biological process: cell adhesion. The transcript is spliced from 16 exons. The coding region runs from base 353 to 4459 and encodes 1368 amino acids. The record is from RefSeq and is a predicted model, not a curated record. Lineage: Eukaryota; Metazoa; Chordata; Actinopteri; Perciformes; Serranidae.